CAGCUAUACGUAUAGUAUAACCAAUACGUGACAGCCCUCUCUCUCUCUCUCUCGCUCGCUAAUUGAGCAAGAGCCUCGCUCGAAGACGAUUCAUUCUACUUUGAAAGGCGGACUAUAUUUUUAAAGAAAAGAGGCCAAACCCGAAACCCCAGGAUCAAAUCAUCGACGAUUUUGGCCAGAAAUUCGGCUUUACAGACAUCCCGACCCGGAAGUCUGGAAAUUUUUUCAAACACGAAGAGAAAUUACCUGGGGCAAGAUCCGACUACGAAAUUAAUCAAAUAUCUCACAAAGUUUACUCCUUACUCCCUUUUGCGAAUUUUAGGACUUUCAGACCCGAAAAACUAUGAGUAUCUCUGUAUUGAUUUUUUAUCUCUCAACUGUAUUUUGUCAACCAGGGCGUUUUUUCCACAAGUGUUCCCGAUAUUGUAAUCAAGGCCGCUUGCCACGAGCCAUUUCCAAGGCAGAUUUUUCCUAUUGGGUUUGCCCUCUUUCGAAUUAUGCGAGUCAAUUUUUAAGAAAGAAUUUCAAGUUUUUGAAACCAGUGAUUUUGUGAUGAAUUUCAGAUGUAUUUUUAUCAUGUGUGAAGGAAAGUCGAGUGAUGUGCAAGAGAUUUAAAGUGGUCACCGACAUGCGUACUGUUGUGGACGUCAUCACAACCCUGGAGAGAGUGGCGAUCACCAAAGAAGUGCUUGAGGUAACGAGGCUCGGGAAAUAUGUAAAUGACAUUCGAAGAAAAUUGAGCAAUGCCGAGUUGGCCAGGCGGAUGAAGGAUUUGGUGCGGCGAUGGAGGACAUGGAUUAAUCAUAAAAAUGAAGCAAUUCCGGCCGAACCUCCGCCACAAACAGUCGUCAAUGGAGUUAAAUCUCCUAGUCCGGCUCAAAGAAGUCCAGCUUUACGGGGGUUGCAACCUCAAAGUCCAAUGCUAAAAGCUGCAGCACCUUUUAAGGUGCUGAGCCCGGCCUUGUCGGUGAACAGUGAGUCUUCGCGUUCACCAAAUGUAUUUCCUGGCAGACAGCCGACUGUAACAGUAGCCAGCAAUCACAGGCUGAAUUUUACCGGGUCACUUCAGGAGAGCCGACCCGUCAACCAGCAGAAUCAUACCACGGAAGCAGUACCCCGGACCCACAGUUCGAACAAGCGUCUGCGAAAAAACGAGCCAGUCAAUCAGCCAGGUCCAUCCCAUGCAGCAGCAGCAGCAACAGCAGCAAGCAGUAGUGAACCUGCGGCGAAACGGCCGCGCCUCAACGGCGAAGGUGGUUGUUCCUCUAGCCGAGAAAAUUCGCAAGUGCCUAGCCCAAGCCCCUCUCUCAGCGAGCCAAAUUCACAGCAUGCGGCGGAAUCUGCCGCCCCGAGUCCCGACUGCAAUCCCACUCUGAAGAAACGCGGUCGCAAGAAAGGCAGCAGCAGCAGCAGCAGCAAGUCCAUCAAGCUGCAGCAGCAGCAGCAGCAGUCUCUCGACGAAGACGUGAAGGAGAAGCUGGCCAGCAUUGGUCGUAAUCCAAAAGUGAAAACGACCCAGGAAUUACUCGCGGAUCUUCAAGCUCGCGGAUCAAACUCGAGCCAAACCCAAAAUCCGUUACCUAGUCACAGUAUAGACCCACCAAAUGUUGAGGACGUUCUCAGGAGCGAAGAUGGACCCAAGUCCAAGUACCUGCGCUCAACUCGUAACAACUUGAGCGAAAAUGCAACCUUGCAAGGUCGAUUGUCACAGUCCGAGGAAAAUCUAUCAAGAAACUCGUUGUCGUCGUCGGCGAAACAGGGAAGAAAGAAGGAGAAUUCUGUGUGCAAUUUGGCUCUUGAAGAGGAGCACUCGCGGCCCUGGCGAGAUCUCAGCCCGGAGGAGAUUCUUGCCAAGUUACCGCCCUUGGAUCCGAAAUUGAUCGAGUGGAGCGAUUGCGAGGAGGAUCGGAAUGAGGAGGAGAUGGAGAAGGAGGUCGAGCGUCCUCCCCGAGAAGUCACCGAACAGGAUCUCGAGAGGCUGAACACGGAGUGUGUCGAGGGACUCAAUGGGAACUUCCAACCGAAGCUUUCGUCUCUUACCGCGGAGGAGAGUGAAAAGGCUGAUAUGCAGGAAGUCGCGGUGAAUGUAAAAAAGUUAGAUUUGUACAGGCGUGCGGACGAGCGGAAAGACGAGGAAUUUCGAGAGUGGCACGAGAUGCUCGCGAGACCGAGUUACGACAGCCAAAUCCUCCACAUAUUGCCUUAUGUUAUCAUCGAUUAGUCAUUAUUACUAUUGUUGUCUCUUUUUUUUUCUUCUUUUCUAGUAGCCUUCCCGAUUUGAACACCCCCGAUUGAUCGUUGAAUCGACCCGAAAUGUUUUUUUUUUUUGUCUCCCUGGAUAUUGUUUUUGAGGAGUUGAGAGAAGUGCGGUAGGAGUUUUUGGAAGAGGGAGAGUUUGAAUUUGCUGGAUUUCAUUGAGAGGAAAGUAUUUUUUCUUUUAUUGUUACAGGACUUUGAGAUUUAGUCAAUUACUUGUCAAAUAAAAAAAAAUUUGUCGACUCUCUUGGGAAUGAAGGUCAGUUUUACUUUCAUCGGAAAGAAGAACUUUCUGCUCGCAUUUCUCGCAUCGAAACACAUCGUUUUGAAAAAUUCGAUAGAUCGAUGUUGGUAAGACUUAUUCUGAAUUCCUGGAAUACCCGGGUGUCAUCGAAUUUCUUGGAAGUUUCUGUUAUUCACUGAAUUUCUUGAAGCAUAUGAGGCAUUUGGAUUCUGCAAAUAUUCUUGAAUUCAGCGAAAUUUCCUAAAUUCUGCGAAUUCUUUAAAACUACUUGUAUUUCUGGUGUCCUAGAUUUCUCGGAAAUUCUUGAAUCUAUUGAUAUUCUUGAGUUUCUUGACUUAACAGAA
Molecule: messenger RNA, 2844 nt
Organism: Belonocnema kinseyi
Lineage: Eukaryota; Metazoa; Arthropoda; Insecta; Hymenoptera; Cynipidae
Gene: MED26
Product: mediator of RNA polymerase II transcription subunit 26
Exons: 4
Coding region: 599-2221 (540 amino acids)
Biological process (GO): regulation of transcription by RNA polymerase II; positive regulation of gene expression
Cellular component (GO): core mediator complex; mediator complex; nucleus
Molecular function (GO): transcription coregulator activity
Source: RefSeq, a predicted model, not a curated record